Synchiropus splendidus (mandarinfish) is the source of this 2889-nucleotide messenger RNA. It is a transcript of the gene map3k20a, whose product is annotated as mitogen-activated protein kinase kinase kinase 20a. Gene Ontology annotation, molecular function: ATP binding; protein binding; protein kinase activity. The coding region runs from base 176 to 2614 and encodes 812 amino acids. Gene Ontology annotation, biological process: protein phosphorylation. The record is from RefSeq and is a predicted model, not a curated record. The transcript has 19 exons. Lineage: Eukaryota; Metazoa; Chordata; Actinopteri; Syngnathiformes; Callionymidae. Gene Ontology annotation, cellular component: cytoplasm.
GGCAAAAGUUGUGUAACCAGCCAAACCGCUGGGGAACUGACAAACGUCACAAGACUUCCCGGAACUUGGUCCUCGCGGGCACCUCCGAGGCUGUCUGCGAGUCGAACCUGCAGAUUUGAAGCCGAACACGUCGCCGCUUCAUGUGGAAGCCGACUCGGCUGCCCGUCACACCAGGAUGAUGUCGCCCAACUUCGUCCAGAUCCGAUUCGACGACAUCCAGUUCUUUGAGCACUGUGGCGGCGGCAGUUUCGGGAGCGUGUACCGAGCCAGGUGGACCUCUCAGGACCGAGAGGUGGCGGUGAAGAAGCUGCUGAAGAUCGAGAGCGAGGCGGAAAUCCUCAGUGUGCUCAGCCAUCGGAACAUCAUCCAGUUUUAUGGCGCCAUUUUGGAAUCCCCAAACUACGGAAUCGUCACAGAAUACGCCAGCGGAGGAUCGCUCUACGAUUACCUGUCCAGUGAUGCCAGUGAAGAAAUGGACAUGGAUCACAUCAUGACUUGGGCGGUGGAGAUCGCCAGAGGAAUGCACUACUUGCACUCCGAAGCUCCAGUGAAGGUGAUCCACCGAGAUCUGAAGUCCAAAAAUGUUGUCCUCGGCGGCGACAGAGUCCUAAAGAUCUGUGAUUUCGGGGCGUCCAAGUUUCUGACGCACACAACGCACAUGUCCUUGGUGGGCACCUUUCCCUGGAUGGCUCCUGAGGUCAUCCAGAGUUUGCCUGUGUCUGAGACUUGCGACACCUUCUCCUACGGUGUGGUUCUGUGGGAGAUGCUGACUCGUGAGAUUCCUUUUAAAGGCCUGGAAGGGUUGCAGGUGGCCUGGCUGGUGGUGGAGAAGAAUGAGCGCUUAACCAUCCCCAGAGGCUGCCCUGUCCGCUUCGGCGAGCUCAUGAGCAAAUGCUGGAGGACCGAACCAAAAGAGCGGCCGGUGUUCAGGCAGAUCCUCUCCACGCUGGAGUCCAUGGCGCGCGACAGCCAGCUCUCUCAACAGUGCAACUCCUUCCUUCAGAGCAAAGCUGAAUGGAGGUGUGAGAUUGAAGCCACACUCGAGCGGCUGAAGAAGCUGGAGAGAGACCUGAGCACCAAAGAGCAGGAGCUGAAAGAGAGAGAGCGGCGACUGAAGAUGUGGGAGCGCAAGCUCAUCGAGCAGUCCAACAGCCCGCUGCUGCCCACCCUGGACAUCUACUCCUGGACAGAAGAGCAUGUGUAUUUCUGGAUGCAGCAACUGUUCGGAGCAGGAGACAUGCAGCUGUACGCAGACCUGUUCCGAGAGAAUCACAUCACUGGGAAGAUGCUGCUGCUGCUCACAGAGAGGGACAUGCGUGACAUGGGGGUUAAGUCUAAAGGUCACGCCCUGCACCUCAAGGGGGAGAUCGAGAAGCUGAUCCAUGACUAUCUGGGUCUGGUCCACUUCCCACCCCUGCUGAAGGAAGAGCUGGAGAGGAAAAUGGCCUCUUGUAAGACGGUUAACUUGGAGCUGGUUUUCGGCUACCACUGGAAGCCUGGGACGGGAACAAGUGACUGCAAGUGGAAGACGUUCAUGGAGCUGGACGGCGACGACGUGGCCGUGACCUACAUCAAAGACGUGGUCUUCAGCACCAACAGACAGGACGUGGAAGUCCUCCGUAUGACCAAGCCUCCGUUCGUGAUGAACAAGUGGAUCGUGGGGAUUCAGCCGGACCAGAAGGUGGAAUUCACUGUCAACUAUGAGAAUGACGUCAAGUCACCCAAGUCCACCAAGCACAGCUGCUCGGUGACGUGGAGCCUCUCCGGUGGGCAGGAUGUGAUCAAGGAGGUGGAGCUGCUCAUCGAGACCGAGCCAGCCAACAUGGAGUGGAGGAGGAGCAGGUCCAACUCCAAAGGUGAGGGGGACGUUUCAAGCCCCAGAACCUGCUCCCGACUCACGCUCUGUGCUCUCCUCCCAGAGGUCGACCCCUGGUGGAUGUACAACGUCAGGCAGCGACAGAUGAUGAGUCAGGAAUCGCAGCCGUCGCCGGGCGCCCACACCUUGAGCCCGUCUGAAGCGCGAACACUGCCCGAGUUCCUGGACGCCCACAGGAGCCGCCCAGAGUCCUCUUACGCCGCCGCGGUGCGGCGCUCCCCCAGGACCUCGCCCCAUUCUCCCUGGUCAGACUCGCGCUCCUCCUCCCCAACGCUGAGCCUCUGCAGCAAGCUCUCGCCACUGCACCUGGGCUCCAAGGGCAGCAGCCCGUCCAGCACCACUUCAGAGAGCACCUACGAGAAGGACCGGCCGCUCAGCGCCGGCGCCACCUUCGACCGCCGCAAGCUCAACUACUUCAGCUGCAGCCCGGCUCCGCAGAGGGGCGGGGCGGGCCGAGGCGGCCACGCUCAGGGUCGAACCAGCAGAACCCCCCGGCAGCCCGCAAGGCCUCGCUCCAACAGCUACAGCGCUCCGCAGCAGAACCGGCCGCUCAUGAUCCCAGGGAUCCAGUCGGUGACGGAAAACGCCAGCGUGGAAAGACAGGAAGCCAAAGUGGGAGACGGCGGCUGGAUCAGAGUGGAGCGUCAGAAACGGCCGCAGCGACCGGACAUCAAGCCGCUCAGGGGGCGACCCAGGAGGGGAGGGCGAGGAGGCCGCGGUGCCGGUGCCAGAACAUGACCGUCUUCAUACACAACCAGCCGCUUUUACAAAACAUUUUACCUUGAGAUGAUGUCACUAUUUAAUAUAAAUAUCUGAAGCUGUUUUUAUUUAUUGAACUGCUCAAACAUCCAAACACUGAGACUCAGGGAUCAGAAGAAGAAGAUUUUAAAUCUCUGACAAAGUUUAACAGGAGUUAGUGAAAAUAUGGCUGUGGUUUUUAUAUUUUAUACAUCUGUGCUUUCAUGUCACAAAAAGAAAUUGUUUUCAUUUCACAUUCAUAUCGGUAUGUUGCA